CUGUAGUUCAUCGCACUGCUUCGUCGACCUCGACUACCGUAUCUUCCUGUCUCCUGCUUCGACACCGACCGUCUCCGCCCAACAUGUCGCACAGCCUCCGUAAUCGGCGCAUGUCCGAAUUCGCAAACCCAAAGAACGUCACCCUCACAUCGACCACUUUCAACCUCGACGAACUCGCCGCUCAACUCCCCCAAUCUACCCAAUCACAACUGCAAUCACAGCUCGGAGGAGGAUCUUUGUCACAGGUACAUCAGACGAGUAGCAAGCCGGGAGUCAAGAGGCAACAGACGUAUGUGAGGACGACGGAUGCGGUCAGGGAAAAGGAGAAGAAGAAGGGGGAGAGCAAGAAGAGCAAGGUCGGGGAGAAGAUCAAGAAGAGGUUGUCCAUGAGAUACGCCGAACCAUCGCCAUCGAUCCCCGCUCCUCCGAUCCCUACCCUCCGCAUAGAUCCAUCCUCCAUCUCCAACCCGACCGACCCUAACGAUCCUACUUCCACAACAACCCCAAUCGCAUUCGGAAACUAUUCUUUCCCUCACUCCCAUUCACACCUGCCUUCUAACCCUCGUGAUGGCUUGGCUAUGCAGGAAGGCACGAGCAGGGAGGAAGAAAUGGUCAAACCCCGUGGAAGUGCGGUACGGUCUUCAGGGGAUGGUGGCUAUAGCGAAGGAGGUAGCGGUGUCGGAGAGAGGCAGGGUGCGAGGUGGGAUCUGGAUGGGUUAAAGGAGGAUAAAGUGGAAGUCAAUACCUUCAUCAAAAAGACCCUAGCUGGUGCGGAAGAGGACGAAGUGGCCGAUUUCAAGCAGGCUCUUGCUAGGCGGAAAGAAUCGAAUGCACAAGAGCUUAAAGGUAACGUCUUUAAGAACUACGCACAUUUCGUGACUAUCGCCAAGGAGAUCGGCUUGCUCGAGAACGACAUGCUCGAACUGAAAGAGAUGCUCACCGAGUGGAAACGCGCGCCGAGUCUAUUGGGCGCGGGUACGGGCACUGGGGACGAUGCUUUUGGGGGGUACGAGGUGGGCAAGUCGUCGGGGAACGUCUUGGAGAGGAGAAAGACGGUCAGGAACUCGGUCCUCGACCUAGAAAACCUGUACAAGAACCAGAUCCAAGCUCUCUGGACCCAAAUCUCCGGGUCGCAAAAGUUCCUUCCCUACGUCCCCGGUCGACACCUCAUCUGCGAAGCGAGCAACUUUGUCGAACUCAACUCGGCGACCUACAAGGCUAAACAGACGGUGGAGCUCUUCCUGCUGAACGACCUCUUAUUGGUUGCUGUGAGAAAGAGGAAACGGAAUGAAGGGCCCACGGGGAAGGACAAGGCUCAGGGAAAGGAAGAGGACAAGGUCAAGGGGAGGUUGGUAGCCGAGAGGUGCUGGAACUUGAACGAGGUUGUGGUUGUCGAUGUCAAGGAUAGCGGAGAUCUGACCAAUGCUAUCAAGAUUCGACGUGGUAAAGAGAGCUUGGUCUACCGCACCAACUAUCCUGACGACAAGCGGGUCUUGCUUGGUGCGUUCCGCAAGGUGGCGGAAGAUCUCGCUGCCAAGAAACGAAAGGAGAGCGAGCGCGAGCAGGAGCGGAGGAAGAGCAUGUGGGCCGGUGAUAUGACGAACAUGAAAUCCGGGGAUGUACCGCCUCUUCCGGGCAUGAGAUCUUCGGUUGUGGAAACGGACGAGGCCGACUUGGAUUGGCUGGCGACUUUCGAGGACGAUUUGACGAUGGCCAUCGCCGUGCGAGAUUGGGAGCAGGCGGUGAGAUUGGUGAAAAAAGGAAAGGAGCACCUGGCCCGACAAGCUAAACGCGAGUCGCCAGAUCACACCUUGGCAUCCCGCUUGAACAGACUCGAAAAAGAACUCGUCGAUCAGGUCGCUUAUGACCUGUCGUACCCGGACAUCAAGCGAUCCUCCUGUGUCACUUGCGUUGGUCAUCUGGUCGAUCUCGGCCAGGCACAACUCGCAAGCCAAAAGUUUUUGGCCGCCAGGCAUGAACUGUUACAACAGCGAAGUCGGAUGAUAUCAUACCUCGGGGACGUUCCGGCGUAUAUCAGCGAGCUGGGUGUCGUCAUGUUCACAAUACUAAAGCACACGGCGGAUUGGUACUUGACGGCGUUCCGGGAAAACCGGAUGAUUUCAAGUCUGGUUCAAUGGGCGGAGGUCCAGGUAUAUCAGUUUGCCGAAACUUUCCGGCGCCAGGUUUACGGUCCCACAUCCGACCCCGUAGUUAUCGAAGAGUCGCUGCGCAUCACCGCACACCACAAUCGAAAGCUACUACGCGACUCUGGCUUGGACUUUACUUUCCUGUUAGCCACGCUUCUUCAGCCCAACUGGAACGAGGCGGAUGUCAAGCCUAACCCAAUCAUCGCGGAAACCGAGGUCCAGAAGAGCGAGAGACCGCCAAACCCGCGUCAAGAAACGAUGGAAAGGAUCGCAAAGGCAGCCGUGCCUGCGCCGUCACAGCCUAUCGACCCAUCAGCAUAUUCGUCCGCACCUGCUCCUGCUAUUCCGCGUCCACCACCUCGAAGCGAACGGCGGGCCAGAGCACCACCCAAGACGGAGGGGCGAAUCUGAGUGACCAAGGCGUUUGUCGCUUACGAUACCACGAAUGUACCAUUAUAGAAGGGGGGAAAGACCGCCGAGCGGCUAGGA
Molecule: messenger RNA, 2636 nt
Organism: Filobasidium floriforme
Lineage: Eukaryota; Fungi; Basidiomycota; Tremellomycetes; Filobasidiales; Filobasidiaceae
Exons: 11
Coding region: 84-2558 (824 amino acids)
Biological process (GO): exocytosis; Golgi to plasma membrane transport; intracellular protein localization
Cellular component (GO): exocyst
Source: RefSeq, a predicted model, not a curated record